AUGGACGUUGACGUUGAAGCUAUGCUUGAUGCUCCCUACCAAGAAAAGAGGGAAGACCCACAUGCCCCUUCUCACAGAGACCACAGAGACGAUGAACGCCGAAGCUCACGACACUCUGAACAUCGCCAUUCCUCCCGUUCCGACUCUCGUCAUCGAUCAUCACACCACCGUUCUGAUUCACGACACAGUAGCAGAAGAUAUCGUCGUUCUUCUCGAUCUCCUAGUAGAGAAAGAAGACACCGACGUUCACCUUCUCGUGAGUAUAAAAGAAGAAGUACUAGUAGACGACGCUCUAGAAGCCCUACUCGUAGAAGACGUAGUAGAAGCCCACCACCUCCUAUUCACCACCAUCAUGAUAGGUAUAAUGAUAGAAGAAGAGGAAGAGGAGGAAGAUCCCCUUCUCCACCUAUCCCAGAGGAAGAUAGAGACAGAAGAACAGUAUUUGUCACUCAAUUAGCUGCUCGUUUAACAACUCGUGAAUUGGAAGACUUUUUCUCUCAAGCUGGUAGACUUCGUGAGGCCAAAAUCAUUACGGACCGCAACUCCAGAAAAUCCAAAGGUGUGGGCUACGUAGAGUUUUACGAAGAGGUAUCUGUACAAAACGCUUUAGCAUUAUCAGGACAAAAACUUUUAGGCAUACCUGUCAUGGUAUCAUUGUCAGAAGCCGAAAAGAACAGAUUGGCCCUGCAAGCACAAAGAAACGCUAUGGGAUUAUCGGCAGAGCCUACCUAUCAAAGAUUGUACGUCGGGUCACUUCACUUUAGUUUGACAGAAGAUGAUGUCCGUCAGAUUUUUGAACCUUUUGGUGCUUUGGAAUUUGUCAACCUUCAUAAAGAUCCUGAAACAGGUCGUUCAAAGGGGUUUGGUUUCAUUCAAUACAAAAAUGGGGAAGAUGCUAAGCAAGCUUUAGAAAAGAUGAAUGGAUUUGAAUUGGCUGGCAGAAACCUCAAAGUGGGUCUUGUCACUGAAAAGAACACAUUAGCCAGCGGCCUCAAUUACAACUUGGAUGAUGAAGAAACUGAGGGCGUUGCUUUGAACUCCAUGUCAAGAGCUGAACUGAUGGCCAAGCUAGCAGCCAGAGACCCUACCUCAGAUCAUGGUUCUCCUGUUCAUGUUGCCGCACCCAUUGCACCACCCAAGCCCUUCAUCCCUGCUGCCGCUUCUCGUUAUGUCAUGUUGAACAACAUGUUCAAUCCUGCCGAGGAGACAGAGCCUGACUGGGUAAGCGACCUCGAAUCUGAUAUUAAAAUAGAAUGUGAAAAGUACGGUGCUGUAGAACAUAUCAAAGUGAAUGGUGAUUCCAUGGGCGAAGUAUUCCUCAAGUUUGACAAUAUCGGAUCAGCCGAAAAGGCAGUUGCUGCGUUGAAUGGUAGAUGGUUUGGUGGCAAACAAAUCACGGCAUCCUAUGUCUCUGAAGCUAUUUUCAAUGCAAAUGCUCUUUAA
This is a messenger RNA of Mucor velutinosus, 1443 nucleotides long. RefSeq lists its product as uncharacterized. Bases 1 to 1443 code for a protein of 480 amino acids. The record is from RefSeq and is a predicted model, not a curated record. Gene Ontology annotation, cellular component: nucleus. The transcript is spliced from 10 exons. Gene Ontology annotation, molecular function: U1 snRNP binding; RNA binding. Gene Ontology annotation, biological process: mRNA processing. NCBI's taxonomy places the organism in Eukaryota, Fungi, Mucoromycota, Mucoromycetes, Mucorales, Mucoraceae.